This is a messenger RNA of Vollenhovia emeryi, 2720 nucleotides long. Its product is annotated as prolactin regulatory element-binding protein. The record is from RefSeq and is a predicted model, not a curated record. The transcript has 4 exons. Gene Ontology annotation, biological process: protein secretion. The coding region runs from base 315 to 1616 and encodes 433 amino acids. Gene Ontology annotation, molecular function: GTPase activator activity; guanyl-nucleotide exchange factor activity; protein binding. Lineage: Eukaryota; Metazoa; Arthropoda; Insecta; Hymenoptera; Formicidae. Gene Ontology annotation, cellular component: endoplasmic reticulum membrane.
CGAGCUGAAUACGUGUACCUCGCGUUAUUAUGUCCGCGCGAAGUCCACGGGCCCGUCGUCUCGCGCCCAGGUGGUGACACGUGAGCGGCGUGUCCCCUGGUGUCCCCGUUUUCGCACAGGCCGUCCCGGAGCGACGAUGGGACGCUGAUGUCGCGCGCGCGAUCCAUCCGGUGGACAGUGCUGAUCCCGGACUGGCAGAGGGCCAGAGGGUCUACCCCGUUCGGGCUCGUCGUUCCUCGCUGCGGCGAGGCCCGUGUCCGUGGUGAUACCAGCUGAUACGCGCAAGUUUGCUAGACGGCGAGAUCUGCCGCGUCAUGCCCUCCCGAAGAAAUAAAGGCGGCCUCCUGGCCAGGGUGAAUUUUCCCCUGUACACCCUGCAGAUGCUCACCAGCAGGCACAUCCUGGUGGGAGGCGGUGGCGGCUCCUCCAACACUGGCGUUGCCAAUGGAUUUGAAAUUUUUGAACUGUCACACAACGGAGCGCAUUUUGUCGCUGAAGAAGUGACCAGGCACGAGACGGGUCCCAGCGUGGUCAUGAACUGCGCCUCGCAUAACAAUGGCAAGAAGACGUGGAUAGUCGCCGGCCAAGAGAGUCACUGUCAACUGUACAACGUGAAUCCCAAGGUGGUGACUCUGGAGAACGGGGAUUUGAUCAAGGGACCGACAACGGCGACCAGCAGAGAUGGCCUUAGGCACAGGAGGAACAGCGAGAAGGUCGAGGAAGUACAGUUGCCGAAGGAGAGGAUAGAGGAGGUCAAAGAUGACAAUUCUAAUGUCAAGAACAAAAAGCUUCAAUUAGUUCUCAAGCCAACCGACAGCGUGCAGACGGCUUUUGGGAACGGUGAGCCUUUGCAGAGAGUCGUCAGGGUGAGCUUGCAAGGGACGAUCAUGGCCACGGGCGGCACGGACGGUAGAGUUAGAUUGUGGAAAUUCCCACAGUUGCACAAAGUGCACGAUCUCGACGCGCACGGGAGGGAGAUAGACGAUUUGGAUUUUAGUCCGGAUGGUGGUCUGCUGGUGAGCAUCGCCAAGGAUGGAAAGGCCUUCUUGUGGAACGUGAACGACGGCGCGCGGAACAAGGAGCUCACUUGGACACCACCGGACGGUGCCAGGUACAUGUACAAAAGAUGCCGAUUUCGAAAAUUGGCGGAGGACAAGACGAGGAUCGAUCUGUUCGUGCUUUCCAACGCCAUCGCGGGGAAGAAUCCUAGCUUCCUCCAGCUAUGGGACGCCCAUACCGAGGCCAUCGUCAAAUCCGCCUCCUACAAGGAAACGCUCUCGGCGUUGGCCGUCUCCGACGAUGGUAAAUUCGUGGCUGUUGGCACGAUGUUUUCGGGCAGCGUCGAUAUAUUCGUGGCAUUCAGCUUGAGAAAGGCGCUUCAUGUACCUGGGGCGCACAGCAUGUUUGUCACCGGUCUGGAAUUCCUGCCGACGAAACUGGACGGCCCGGCGAUCACCAGUAACACGGAGACCGCGGUCGUCAGUAUCUCCGUGGACAACAGGAUCUGUAUACACAGUAUACCAUUCAGACAUACACUGCCAUUCUGGUUUGUCAUCAUUCUGAUAGUCAUAUGCAUAUGCUGCGUGUUUAUUCUCUGCAGCUAUCUCGGUAUAUGACCCACGAAAUGCACGACCGAGCCGAUGAAGCAAGACAUUGUCCUCUCCUAAUUGUUAGGCCGAUAAUUUAUACUAAAUCUAAAUAAGAAUCUAAAUAAAUAAAUAAUUAGUGAGAGACUAAAAGUAAAUUGAAACGUAAACGGUGCAUGCUCAAGAAUCUUACAUACACAGACGAGUCGUAGGAUUAUCCGCGUAAAAACAAAUGUUGACGGCAUCUCUCGUCACACACGAUAUAAUUAGCGUGCGAAACAAAGUACAGCGUAAACUGUGAAUAUGCACAGGAUUAGGAUAAGAGUAUUCUCGGUUCGUUUUAGCGAUUAAAAUCGUUACGAUCUUAAUAGUUGAAUUCAUCGGAUAAAAUAUACAGAUUUUCAGGAAGCGUUUGCGCGAUUUAGAUAUAGACGUGACGUCAGUCGGGGUGCUACUGUGAUAAAUAAACUACGUUGGACUGCUUCUAACAGGUCGGAGCCGCACCAAUAGCACAUUGAUGUACAUAUAGAUAUUAUGUUUUAUCAAUAUUUAGGGCGGAUGGAAGAAUUCGGCUAUCGCGCGCUAUACGUUGCGAUUGUCUCUCUUCCGCACGAGUACGCUUAAAUGGUUUCGUUUGUGGCAGGUAAUUUUUCGAGAUGUGUGUUUCUCGUAUUUACAGCGAACGACCAGACUGUUCGUCUCUUUCGUACUACAGACAAAAAUCCGCAACUCAUCGCAUUUAUGUGCUGUAUUACGUACACUGAUACCUACUAGUAUAUUUUUCCCUAAUUGUAUGCCUCUGUGUACUUUCUUUAUAAAACAUGUAACACACGAAUGAUGAGGAUGCAUAACGAUCGACGCUAAUUUGCAAUGAUCAUUGUUACGUUUUGCGAACUGAGCUUAGGUGCUGUUAUUUAUUUAGACACUUUCUGAAGUCUCUUAAUUUAUUUUUACAGCGCGUAUAUUUGUAACUAAGUGUUACGUCCGGUUAAUAGCGAAAAUGUCUUUGAAUAAAAGUAUACAUGUACAUGGAACUUUCUCGGCUCGCAGAAGAUUGUGCAAUGAAUUUGUAAGUGUCUCGACCACCUCAUUAAUAAUAAACAAUUACAUAUGUUUCAUCAUGAAUCUGAGGCA